GAAAGGAAAUGAAGAGCCGUUGUUUUGCACUUAGUCUGCACUAAGUUAAAAGCUAAACCAGGAAGGAAGUUACCACCACUAUGCUAGACGGGAGUGCUUCAGUGACAUGUGCUUGCUCUUGAGAAAACCAGAACUCUUCAGAUUAGUACUAGGAAUAAUUACUAUGUUUAUUUUAAGUUUACCUGAAUUUUUCAAAAUCCAUGAAGCUAACACUGUAAUUGUGUCAUGCGUAGAUACCUGUUCAUCAAAUAACACCACUUUUCCACUUUGUACUUUUAACAAUUCUUGCAAAAGAUCACUGCAACCAAGAAGAGAAAACCAGACUAUUUUACUGAAGGCCAUUGUAAAUUAUUCCAAUUUCCAAAAUAUUCCAUGUAUUUGCCAGUCCUCCAGGAAAGAACAACAAUCUCAUACUAAACACACAGAGUGUCAAUCCAAGAGAGAUGUAGAUGUUGAUCAUCAAGGAUCAGGGUCAGUACCUAAAGAAGUUCCAAAAGCAAAAGACUCACUGGAAGUGAAAGCAGAUGUUAUUUAUUUUUAUAAAUAUUUUAAUUUCACUACGAUUUCCAAGAAAGAAGAAGUGGAGCAUAAUACUUACUAUCUGCUGGAAAUCCACAUCAACAAUUCUAUAGUCAGCAGAAGAAAUGCACCCGAAGAAUACCUAAAUCAUUCCUGUCUAGUCGCAAUGAUGGAUGACCAGAAUGACUGUAUGAAUAUUUCACUGCAACUGAAGUCUUACGUGGAAUAUCCAAUGUGUAUGACGAAGAUCAUUUGGCUCACUAUGAUUCCAGUAGUUUUUGUGUUUACUAUUUCAAUUGUCAUCUACAAAAUAAUCCAAGAAAAGGAACAAAACUAUCGUAAACACAGAGUAGCAGCAGUUUUGACUAUUCUAAGGAGUUCCAGACAUGCAAGAAGAACCAUAUCUGCUACUAAAAUUCAUCCUUUUCCUGUGAAAACCAGCAAAGAACAGAUUCCACUUACUGUACAGACCACAAAGAUACUGCCCAUAAUUCCUGAACAAGAGCAUUGUCAUGUAGGUGCAUCAACUGUAGAAGAAUAUUGUGCCCUGGACUUCAAAAUUAUGCUGGCUUUUGUUUCUGACAAGGGCAGUGGAAAGAAGCAAUUUGCAAAUGAUGUCUAA
Opisthocomus hoazin is the source of this 1141-nucleotide messenger RNA. Lineage: Eukaryota; Metazoa; Chordata; Aves; Opisthocomiformes; Opisthocomidae. The record is from RefSeq and is a predicted model, not a curated record.